Panicum hallii is the source of this 1479-nucleotide messenger RNA. Its product is annotated as alcohol dehydrogenase-like 4. The transcript has 10 exons. Bases 67 to 1284 code for a protein of 405 amino acids. Lineage: Eukaryota; Viridiplantae; Streptophyta; Magnoliopsida; Poales; Poaceae. Gene Ontology annotation, biological process: formaldehyde catabolic process. Gene Ontology annotation, cellular component: cytosol. The record is from RefSeq and is a predicted model, not a curated record. Gene Ontology annotation, molecular function: zinc ion binding; S-(hydroxymethyl)glutathione dehydrogenase [NAD(P)+] activity.
CAUCUUGUCUCUCCAAAAGAAGGGUCAGACUCAGAGAGAGAGAGAGAGAGAGAGAGAGAGAGAGAGAUGGACGGCACCCUGGCAGCCGCAGCGGGCAUCGGCACCGGCACCUCGUCGAACGGCGGCGCCAGCACCCGGGGGAAGCCCAUCAAAUGCAAAGCGGCAGUGGCGUGGGGCCCUGGCGAGCCGCUGGCGAUGGAGCAGGUGGAGGUGGCGCCGCCGGGGCGCCUGGAGGUGCGCGUCAAGGUGCUCUUCACCUCCAUCUGCCACACCGACCUCAGCGCCUGGAAGGGAGAGAACGAGCUGCACCGCAAGUUUCCUCGCAUCUUCGGCCACGAGGCAGCCGGAGUGGUGGAGAGCGUGGGCGAAGGAGUAGAAGACCUUGUUCCUGGAGACCAUGUAGUCCCCAUCUUCACCGGGGAAUGCAGGGAAUGCGUCUACUGCGAGUCUGACAAAACAAACCUCUGCGGGACCUACCGUGUGAACCCUUUCAAGAGCACCAUGGUCUCAGACAAUGGCACGAGGUUCUCCGUGGUCGAUCGGUCGGGCGUACGCCAGCCGGUCUACCACUUCCUUAACACGUCCACCUUCACCGAGUACACCGUGCUCGACGCGGCCUGCGCUGUCAAGAUCAACCCCAAGGCGCCUCUGGAGAGGAUGUACCUCCUCAGCUGCGGCAUCUCCACAGGGGUGGGAGCAGCGUGGAACACUGCAAAUGUUUCCAAGGGAUCAACGGUCGCAGUAUUCGGCCUUGGUGCUGUUGGUCUUGCGGUCGCCGAGGGUGCCAGACUACGAGGGGCAGCUCAGAUCAUCGGUGUUGACAUAAACCCUGAAAAGUUUAUCAAAGGCAAAGAGAUGGGGGUCACUGACUUCAUCAACUCCAAGGCCUGCGGCAAACCUGUUCAUGAGGUGAUCAGGGAGAUGACUGAUGGAGGUGUCGACUACAGCUUCGAGUGCACCGGGAUCAAUGAUGUGCUCCGAGAGGCGUUCGUGUCCACGCAUGAUGGCUGGGGCCUGACGGUGGUGCUGGGGAUCCAUGCGACGCCCAAGAUGAUGCCGCUGCACCCAAUGGAGCUCUUCGACGGCCGACGGAUCACCGGCUGCGUCUUCGGCGACUUCAAGGGAAAGUCCCAGCUGCCGGCCCUCGUCGACAAGUGCAUCAACGGGGAGGUUAAUAUCAACUUCGAUGGCUUCAUAACGCACAAGAUGCCCUUCUCGGACAUCAACAAGGCUUUCCAGUUGUUGGAGGAAGGCAAGUCGCUGAGGUGCCUGCUCAAUCUCUGAUGAUCUGAUCAGAGAGAUGGACUUCAGGAUUAGUGUUGAUUCGACUGCAAUAAUGGCAAAAGUAGAGAAAUGUUUUUCCAGUGUUCAGUUGUAUAAUUCCCAUGUGCAUGUAUGUAUUAUAAAAUGAAUGGGACUUCUCUGAAGAACAAAAGGACAACUAUUAUCCAGAAUAAAAUAGCACUAAUGUUGGCAUUA